AUGGCGUUCCAAGACCAGAACAAGUUCUUGUACGCUUUGAGCUCGAACCAGGCAUGGGCUGGGUACAAAUCGCACCAAAACCCUGCCUUCUUCAAAAACCUCGCUUCGGGGCAGUCGCCCUCGAUAUUGUGGUUAGGCUGCUCUGAUUCAAGAGUGCCAGAGACAACAAUACUCGGGCUUCAGCCCGGCGACGUAUUCGUCCAUCGCAACAUUGCCAACAUCGUCGCGCCCACGGAUAUCAACACCUCAGCCGUCAUCGAAUACGCUGUCGUACACCUCAAGGUCAAGCAUGUUGUCCUCUGUGGCCACUCGGCCUGCGGUGGUGCUAAGGCAGCGCUGGGCGAUUCGCGUGUCGGAGGCGUCCUGGACACCUGGCUUACGCCACUGAAAGCGGUUCGCGUUCAAAAUGCCGAGGAGCUUGCUGGCAUCAAGGACGAUGACCAUCGUGCUGUCCGAAUUGCCGAGAUGAACGUGGAGACUGGUGUCAAGGUCUUGAUGGCUAACUUUACGGUCCAAGAGGCCAUGAAGGAGCGUGGUCUUACAGUCCACGGAUGUAUUUUUGAUAUCGCUAGCGGUCGUAUCCGUGAUCUUGGGUUUGGCACCAAGUUUCCGAAGAGCCAUAGGAGCAGCAGCAUCCUUUCCAACGGCGGGGAGGAAGAGAUUGUCCGCGGAAAGCAUGCCCAGCUUGUGUUUAGCGAUGGAGGAGAUGCGUCCAUGCUGGUCCGCUGA
This is a messenger RNA of Colletotrichum graminicola M1.001, 729 nucleotides long. Its product is annotated as carbonic anhydrase. The transcript is spliced from 3 exons. Gene Ontology annotation, biological process: cellular response to carbon dioxide; cellular response to oxidative stress; carbon utilization. NCBI's taxonomy places the organism in Eukaryota, Fungi, Ascomycota, Sordariomycetes, Glomerellales, Glomerellaceae. Gene Ontology annotation, molecular function: carbonate dehydratase activity; zinc ion binding. The record is from RefSeq and is a predicted model, not a curated record. The coding region runs from base 1 to 729 and encodes 242 amino acids. Gene Ontology annotation, cellular component: cytoplasm.